This is a messenger RNA of Acaulospora morrowiae, 984 nucleotides long. The record is from the annotation of a GenBank genome assembly. NCBI's taxonomy places the organism in Eukaryota, Fungi, Glomeromycota, Glomeromycetes, Diversisporales, Acaulosporaceae.
AUGGCCCUACCAACCGCAUGGAACGUUUAUGAUAAAUCUACCUUUUUAGACGUCGACAUUGAAGGACGUAGAGUAGCAUACACAGAUCGAGAUGGAAAUAGAAAUCCUGCCACAAUACGGUCAAAUUUUCCGAUUCUUCCGAAAUGCGGAUUAUUUUACUUUGAAGUCACCAUUGUGAAUGAGGGAGACAAUGGAAUUAUUGGAAUUGGACUGUGCACAAAAACAGCUAAUUUAGAUUCGAUGCCUGGAUGGGAAGAUGACUCUUGGGGUUACCAUGGUGAUGACGGAAAAUGUUUUCACUCAUUAGGAGUUGGUAGAGUGUAUGGGCCAUUGUUUACUACUGGUGAUACUAUUGGAUGUUGCUUGAAUUUUCAAUACAAUACGAUAUUUUACACGAAAAAUGGAGUACAUCUUGGAAUCGCGUUUCGAUGGUUGGAGGGCGAUCUGUACCCUUGUGUCGGAAUGAAAUCACAUGGAGGAUUGAUAGAAGUAAAUUUCGGGCAUAAGAAUUUUAAUUAUGAAGCGAUGAACGAUGAAGAUAUCGAUGAUGAAUUAUUAAAGGAAGAAUGGAAUAAAAUUUUAUUUCAAAAUGGUACAUUACCAAAUCGACAGAUAGACAGGUUUGCAGAGCUAUCGGAAUCAUUACCCAUUAAACUAAAUAAUAAGCUUUCAUCUAAAUAUCGAGUAAAAGCUUAUCUUGCUAUUGGAAAGCAUCAUAAAGCGCGAGCAAAUUUAGCGGAAUUUAAAUAUCGGACAAAAGUAUACUUUGUUAUGGGCAACUAUAAGAAGGCGCUUGAAGAGAUAACAAAAAUAUUAGAAAUCGCGCAAAACAACACAUUCGCUCUAAGAUAUCGGGGAGAAAUUUAUCACAUAAUGGGAAAUUUUCGUGAGUCACUUGGAGACCUUAACGGAUUGUUGAAAAUUAAUCCACGUAAUAAAUGGGCUUACGAGUCCCUUGGAGAAGUCCACAGAGAGUUUGUAUAA